GGAUCCGGCCUCCAGGUGCCCAGCGUCCGCGGGCACGGCGCGGGCAAGGUGCGGGACGCAGAACUUCCAGUGCGGGUGGGCAUCCCCGCCGAGGGACCGUGGGAACCGGACAGGUGGAGAAGGGGAGGAGACUCGAGGCGGUUAAAUCUCCCGGGGCGGAGGGCAGUGCCCAGCCCCGCAUCCAGCGCCUCGGGCCCAGCGGCAGCAGCAGCAGCGGCAGCAGCGGCGGUGGGACCGACGGGCCCCCCGACGCCGCGGGCACCGGACCAGGCCGCCCCUCCUCCGGACCCGGGACCGGCGACGGCGCCCCCCGACGGCUGACGGGCCCCCCCGGACCGGCCCCUGCCCGGCCCCGACGCCGGGGGCCACCCCCGGCUAUGUACCCGAGCCUGUCGGCGGGCUCCUCGGGACACGGCCCCCCGCCGGGCUCCUACGACCCGGACAGCCCCGGGGCCUUUCUGCCGGGCGCCGGGGCGGGCGGGGGUCCCGGGCCCGCCGCCCCCUCCCCGCCCGUGUUCGUGCCCACGCCGCGGAUGCCCACCUCGGUGCUGGACCUCCCCUACCUGGCGGGCUCCGGGGCCGGGGGCCCGGCCGGGGCGCCGCAGGGCAGCCUGCCGGGCUGGGGGCAGCCGGGCCCCGACGGCGCCGCCUACACCCCUCCGCCGGGGUCCCCGAGGGUCUCCUUUCCGACGGCCCCGGGACCCCUGGCCGCCGCCGCCGCCGCAGCAGCCGCCGCCGCCCGGGAGGCCGCCGCCGCCGCCGCCGUCUACGGGGCCGGGCCGGGCGGGGCCGUCGGGGCGGCCGGGCUGGGCGGCCGGGAGCCCUACGGCCGGGCCUCCUUCCCCGGGACCUCCUUCGGAGGCCCCUACGGCUACAUGGCCGCCGCCUCCGACGUGGGCGCCUCCUGGGGUCCCGCCGCCCCCUUCGACGGCCCCGUCCUCCACAGCCUCCCCGCCAGGGCCGCCCCCAACCCCGCCGCCCGACACCCCAGCCUCGAAAUGUUCGACGACUUCUCGGAAGGCCGCGAAUGUGUCAACUGCGGAGCAAUGUCCACCCCGCUGUGGCGGCGGGACGGCACCGGCCAUUACCUGUGCAACGCUUGUGGCCUCUACCACAAGAUGAAUGGCAUCAACCGGCCCCUCAUCAAACCGCAGCGCCGCCUGUCCGCCUCCCGCCGUGUGGGGCUCUCCUGUGCCAACUGCCAGACAACCACGACCACGCUGUGGCGCCGGAAUGCCGAGGGGGAGCCCGUGUGCAACGCCUGUGGCCUCUACAUGAAGCUCCACGGGGUGCCCCGGCCUCUGGCCAUGAGGAAGGAGGGAAUCCAGACAAGGAAACGGAAACCCAAGAAUGUGAACAAAGCCAAGACAUCAACAGGGCCACCCAGCAGCGAGACCCUCCCACCCCCUGGCAGCGACGCUGGAGGGUCCAGCGUCCCCACGGCCAGGUCUGAGGAGAUGCGUCCGGUCAAGACGGAGCCAGGGGUCUCCCCUCACUACGGACCUGCUGGACCUAUGUCCCAGGCAUUCUCGGUCAGCACGAUGGCCGGCCACGGGGCCACAGUCCACCCGGUGCUCUCAGCCCUGAAACUCUCCCAGCAAGUCUACCCACCCUCCGCCAGCCAGCCCUCGCCAGCCGGCAGCAAGCAGGACUCAUGGAGUGGCCUGGCUUUCUCAGAAAGUCACGGGGACAUCACUGCAUAAUAGUAGCACGCCAGCUGCCUUCCUACCCCUCUUUCUGAGGUGCUGGGGCCCCUGGACACCCCACCAAGGCCCCACCUGACUCCAGAGACUCCAGCGAUGUUGGCUGAGUUGUCUCCCUGCCAGCCAACGGAGAAAUCUGCCACCCAUGACAAUGAUUUCUGCCACAGAGAGGCCUGGAGGCUUGACCUUUGGCUGAGGGCCCCUUUUCAGCUCUAAUGUCCACCAGAACCAUUUCUGUGACUGCCAUGACCGCCCCCCCCCACCCGUUAGCCCUCUCCCUUCUGGCUGCUGUCGCUCUCCCCAACCCCCAUGGACGACUCUCCCUUGCCACCCUGGCCUCUUGUCCCUCGAUCUCUGGCUCAGGGUGACCUGGCCAGAUCCCUGCAGGCGGGUUCACCUGCAUGAUAGAACCUGCUUCCCUUCUUCCCCUGGGGGAAAAGCGUUCCCUUGGCAACUGCAACUUCGGUCCUCACCCCACCUCCGGUCAACGGGCACACACAGGCGGACAGGCUAAGAGACCACCCUGCUGUCCUGUUCCCCAAAUUCUACCCCCACCCCCAGAAGAGAUUGUGUGAUCCACAUACCCCAACAAUCAAUCCAAUAUUUAUUGAGUGCUUACAGUGUACAGAGCACUGUCCUAAGCGCUUGGAAGAACAGAACAGAAGAUGGAGCAUUGGAAGGUGGUCCCAUGUACCCCUCCCAUUUCCCAGAUGCAGGCAGUGGGAGUCUCCUGAACCCAACCACAGAGCUGGUGGGGGCAGGGGCGUCCACCCCGUUUUACUCCAGAUCUUCCUCUGGGCUCAAACCUCCAGGGGGGUGGAGGGUGGGACUCCGGGAGAGGAAAGGUUUUGGUGGUGGCCCCCCCCAGCCUGUCCCAAGUCACCCCUGGGAGCCCUCCCUCUGUCACCCAGGUGGCUGACACAGAUGCUAGCUAAGGAAACAGCAGGGACCGGUGGCAAUUUUCCUCUUCUGAACCACUUGACUCCGCCAGUAAUAAUUAUUAUAAUAUAAUAGUCUGGAUCUAUCUAUAAAUAUUUGUGUGCAUAUGUGUGUAUAUAUAUACACAUAUAUACAUUUUAUUUUCACAUUUCAGCCAUCUCAUGUUGUCCUAGCUCCCUUCUGUGAAGGAGGAAGAGCAGGUAGCAUGACCCCAUUUUACAGAUGAGGAAGCUGAGUUCCAGAAAGUUGCAGGGAUGUUUGCCCGAGGUCACACAGCAGGGCGCGGGAGCCAAGCUGGGAAUAUCCCGCCUCCCUUCUCUAGGCUCUUUCCCCUAAAUCACUAGGCCCUUUUUUUUUGUUUGUUUCGGACUAUGUUAAUUUCCUUUUCUUUUUUUGUUAAAGUAUCCAAAAAAGCUAUUAAAUGCGCCUGGAAGGGAGGCAGACCCAUUAAAGGGCGACUGGCGAAGGAUGAUGAUGAUGAUUUGAGGAGAAGCAGCAUGGCUCACCGGAAAGAGCCCGGGCUUUGGU
Molecule: messenger RNA, 3170 nt
Organism: Tachyglossus aculeatus (Australian echidna)
Lineage: Eukaryota; Metazoa; Chordata; Mammalia; Monotremata; Tachyglossidae
Gene: GATA4
Product: GATA binding protein 4
Exons: 7
Coding region: 378-1703 (441 amino acids)
Biological process (GO): positive regulation of transcription by RNA polymerase II; cell fate commitment; negative regulation of transcription by RNA polymerase II
Cellular component (GO): nucleus
Molecular function (GO): DNA-binding transcription factor activity, RNA polymerase II-specific; RNA polymerase II cis-regulatory region sequence-specific DNA binding; zinc ion binding
Source: RefSeq, a predicted model, not a curated record